This is a messenger RNA of Rubroshorea leprosula, 600 nucleotides long. The record is from the annotation of a GenBank genome assembly. NCBI's taxonomy places the organism in Eukaryota, Viridiplantae, Streptophyta, Magnoliopsida, Malvales, Dipterocarpaceae.
AACCCAAUUCCUACAUAUUCAACAUAGGCCAAAGCUCCAAUAUUUUUUCUCUUUCUUUACCUUAAUUUCUCCAGUGUUUUCCGAUAUGGGAAUCCAAUUAGCAGGCCUAGUACAUGCAAAGCAAAAGCUCCAGAGAACUCUCUCGGGACGAAUUAGAAAUGUGUUGGCAAAUGCAAAUGUUCCUAAGGGACACAUUGCAGUGUGUGUUGGAGAAGGAAACCAGAGACGAUUUGUGAUUCCAAUAUCUUACUUGAAACAUCCGCUAUUCCAAGACCUACUGAAUCGAGCUGAGGAAGAAUUUGGAUUCAAUCAUCCUACCGACAGCCUCACCAUUCCAUGCGGUGAAGAAUACUUCAUUAGUCUCAUUACAACCCAGCUGCUCAUAGAUGGCCAUGCCAUAGCCAAGGCAAAGCCAAAAAGGCAGUCUCUUCAAAUUUGUUUUACUUUGCAAUUCUGGAUAAUUGAAUUUCCUCUGGAUAUUCUCCAAUUUGUAGAUAAAUUACUGACAAAAUAAAAUUAUCAUUCUUUGCCGUUAAAAUUUAAAACUACACAUUUAUCUGUGUGCAUAUUUACUGUCAGAAAUACAUUACCUAUACUAAC